This is a messenger RNA of Eptesicus fuscus (big brown bat), 1436 nucleotides long. RefSeq names its product leucine rich repeat containing 30 (gene LRRC30). The coding region runs from base 1 to 906 and encodes 301 amino acids. The record is from RefSeq and is a predicted model, not a curated record. Lineage: Eukaryota; Metazoa; Chordata; Mammalia; Chiroptera; Vespertilionidae. Gene Ontology annotation, molecular function: protein binding. The transcript has a single exon.
AUGGGGGCCAGGCAGUCCAGUGCCGGUUCCAAGGACAAGGGCCCCAGGAGGAUGGGGUGCCUGCGGAGGAGGCAGAAACUGUCCGCGUGGGAUGAUGCCCUGCUCUCGGGAAGGGACCCCCGGUCCCUGCUGAAGCGGGGCAUGCGCCACAUCAGCUUCAGCCUGGUCACCAAGGGGAUGACGGACAUCCCCGACUUCCUGUGGGGCUUGUCCGAGGUCCAGAAGCUCAACCUGUCUCACAACCAGCUGCGGGUUCUGCCCCCCGAGGUGGGCAGGCUGAGCAGGCUGGUGGUGCUGAACCUGUGCGGGAACCACCUGAAGAGCCUGCCCCCGGAGCUCAGCCUCCUGCAGGGCCUGCGGGUGCUGUUCCUCAACAUGAACCGCCUGGGCGAGCUGCCGGCCGAGCUGAGCGCCUGCCGGAGCCUGGAGGUCCUGAGCCUGUCCCACAACCGCCUCUCCCAGCUGCCCGCCAGCUUCGCCGACCUCUCCCGGCUGAGGAAGCUGAACCUCAGCAACAACUGCUUUGCUCACAUCCCCGUCUGCGUGUUCGCCCUCAAGGAGCUGGAUUUCCUGCACGUGGGCUCCAAUCGCCUGGAGAACAUCGCCGAGAGCAUCCAGUGCCUGGGCAGCCUUCAGAUCUUCAUUGCGGAGAACAACAGCAUCCACUCCUUCCCGCGCUCGCUCUGCCUCCUCGCCAGCCUGGAGGUGCUGAACUUGAACAACAAUGACAUCCAGACCCUCCCGGAGGAACUCUACCUGCUGUGUAGACUGGCGAGGAUCGCUUGGAACCCCAUGGACAAAGGGCUCCACAUUUCCCAUAACCCGUUGUCCAAGCCUCUGCCGGAGCUGGUGGAGGGGGGCCUGGAGAUGCUGGUCAGCUACCUGAAGGACAAAAAGCACAACUGAGUGGCCGCGCAGGCAGGAACAGCAGCCAGCUCACCCGGACUCUGCCCACUGGGUACUUCUCUGGUCUGAGCUUUCUCCUCUUACUGUUCGGUUGGUCAAGGCGUGUGUUAAUAUUUGCUAAAUUGUAGUUGAAUGGCAUUCUAGGCAGGGGUUGGCUUUGAACUCUGUAUGUUCCUAAUAACCCCCAUAAUAUGGUCAUCUCAUUCUAAACAUAAAUUGAAACAGGAUUUUGGUUUUCCCCAAAGAGAAAUAAUCGCUCGAAUUUUCCUGAGGAGCAAUGGGAUUCGACCCUGGGAACAAUGGUCAGCAGGUCUGAUUCAAUGGAAUUCAAAAGUUAAAUAUUUACUAAGUAUGUGCCAAGUAUGGCGUGAGGCAUUGGCAACAUCUGGUGUCAACCCUGGAAUUGGCAACCUGAGGCCAGGCGGCAACAGCAAGACACGCUCCUGCACCAGCCUGGACCAAGCCUUACUUGGGACCAAAGGGCAAGCUGGAGCCCUGCCCUUCUGGCGAUGACCACGUUAGACGGAGCU